Messenger RNA from Diabrotica virgifera virgifera (western corn rootworm), 8710 nucleotides. RefSeq lists its product as uncharacterized. The record is from RefSeq and is a predicted model, not a curated record. The coding region runs from base 1357 to 2532 and encodes 391 amino acids. Gene Ontology annotation, molecular function: GTPase activator activity. Lineage: Eukaryota; Metazoa; Arthropoda; Insecta; Coleoptera; Chrysomelidae. Gene Ontology annotation, biological process: positive regulation of GTPase activity; positive regulation of TORC1 signaling. Gene Ontology annotation, cellular component: cytosol. The transcript has 3 exons.
GAAACUAUGUAGAAUCGAAGGAAAAAACGUACGUACAUACGUGUUUUCUGGGACAAACUAGAACAUAAGAUGGUUAUUUACAUGUACGGUUAAGACAUCUGUCACAAUAUAAAAGAAGAAGAGGUUGUAGUUGUGACCAUGACCCGGAAUCUCAUAUGGAAAAAUUGGGGAAUUUCCCCCACCACUUCCACACCGCUCAGCUAAAUAAAGAGAAACGACAGCCUUUCUCGCUCACGAAGACUUUAACCAAUCAUUUAUGUUAAAACACCAUACCUGAAUGUCACAAAUAAAAUAAUCAAACGAGGCUUAACUCGAUUGUCAAUUCUUCAAAAGUAAUGACAGCUAGAGUUAGUGCAAGUACAAAUAAUUUUCUAUUAGUUUACAGUUUUUAUUGUAUUAUCUGUAACGAUUUAUUCUUAGUAAUUUCAAUUUCAGUUGGUUCCUUAUCCUUCGUUUAUAAAGUGUAGUGUGUAGUUUUGUUUUAGUUGCGAAAGAACUUUGGUGUUGUGUUAAUAAAAAAAAUAAACAUGAUUUAUUAUUGUUGUGUACAAAUCAUAAAAAAGUUAGAAAAUGCAUAGGUAAAUGGUAAAUAGUAAUUAGUUUAUAACUGUUUUAUCUGAAACAACGAAUAAAUACACGUACAUAUAUUUAGAAAAAAAUUGUCUAACUUUUUUAUAUCCCUUUUCCUUACUAAAUUUGACAGCAAAAAUAACAUAUUUUGCAACUUGAGAAUUCCGAAUAAUUUAUGAGUAUUACUUAGAUAUUAUUUAAAUAAAAUACUUUAACAAGCUUAGUAAGUUUUGGUAUUUUAUUUUAAUAAUAUAGGUGAGAUUAUUUCUUGUAAAAUAUAAAGAUAUUUUAAUUAGUAACGAAAUUGCCCGCAAGAGGCGCUAAACGGAUAAAAUUAAUGCUUGUCCAUUUGAAUUUCCCGCCAAAUGGUGAUUAGUUAACACAUCGCUCGCAAAUGGCGUAAGGAACCAAAUUUUUACAGUGAGUUGCCUAUCUAUCUGGUAAUACUAUAUUAUUUAUCUAUGGUUGUGACUUCUCAACCAUUACGUCGGAGACUUAUUUUUAUUUUCAUAUUUUAAUCAAAAAUUGCAAAAGUGAUGAUUUAUAUUUUAUUUUCUCAGCCAACUUUUCUAAACUAAUUAACGUAAUAACCAUAGGUAAUAACCUAUUCAUAAAAAUGCACAAGUCAUUCAUUGAUGUAAAAAGUAUAGUAAAAAUAGAAUAUCUGUGAAAAAUCAUUGACUUACAAAUCUCGUGAUUUUUCUAUUUUUAAACAAUUUCAUGUGAUUGUGACUCACACAUUUACUUUACAAAAAAUGUUUGUUUUUAUCAAUAGAGUCUAAAGUAAUGGAAGUAAUAAUCGCUAUGGGACAUUUUUGUGAUACUCAUGGACCCUGUGUAAUUUUGUGUACUGAAGCAUUUGACAAAAUUCCUGAAAAACCAUCUUGUCUCAAAGUUCCCAUUUGUUCAGCUUGUGAAUCAAUAAAACUUGAUACAGUGUAUGCAUGUGAAGACGAAAGAAAGCAAUACAUUACAUCAAGAACAUCAUUCGAUUCUAAAACAUCACAUCUGUUAAAAGAUGCAAUUUUAAGAAGUCUUAGUAUUGAAAUGGUUUUGCAGGAUGGAAAAACUUCUGGAACAAUGUAUUUUGGAGAUAACACUCGAGGUCAUAUCAUUGCACAUGUUUUUAGUGUAAAGGAUUCAUUUUCAAGGGGCUUUAAGAGAAAAUAUUGUAUAAUUGUUCUUGGAAAACAACAGAUAUCUUUGCUUAGCCACUAUGAUUUCAUAGAAAAUAACUUGAAGAAGAUCAGUGAGGGCAUACAGCAAAAAGCAGACAAACUGAAUACAACUGAAAGAUCUUCCACCAACAACAUGGAAAAAGUUCUAAGAUCUCUUCCAGAGCUAAUUGGUGAAUCUGCUAUCUACGCCCAGCUCCAUAUGUGGUUUGUGUUUUUAUUACGGUCAAAAAUAUUCCAAAGAGUACCUCAUAACAUUCCAUCCUGUCCAGUAGAUUGUUCCUCAAUAGAAAAAUUAAGAAACGUAAAACUAGAAAUGUCAGAUGCUGUAUAUGAUACAAUUGCUUAUUGUGUAUUAACUGGAAUUCACAUUGAAGAGGUAGAUACAAGUAUUGUAAAAUACUUUCAGGAAUUGUUACCCAAAGGUUUUAAACUACCAAGUAAAGGACAGUUGUGUACUAUAUCCAAAAUCAAAGAUAUAUGGAAUGUUAAAUUCGAAGGUAGUGUACCUCUCAUUCUUCCUAGACUUCAUACAUGUAUAAAAGAAGCAUUAGAAGAUACAAGUAUAUCCAAUUCGGCACUCUACCAUCAAAUUAAAAGCCUUAUCAUGCAUUGGUAUAGCAUUUCGUGUGUUCUCAGUUGGUCUAAGAAGCAUUGUGAUAACCUCAUGAGGACUUUGGAAAUACAUAAGUGUGAUAUGCCGUUGUUAUCUUAUUGGAUACCUCAAAGUGGUGCUUGUGUAGAACUAUGUAAAACUGAUUAUUUUAAAUAUGCAAAAAUAUCGUGACAGUACUGUAUACCUCAAUUAUGAGAGGACAUUUAUCAGUAUUUUAAUCAUGCAGUUUGUGAUUUACAGGUAGCUAUGAUUUGAUAAUUUUUUAUAUCACUGAUUAAUAUUUUUUUUGAAAUGAAUUUCGACUCGAUUCAAGUUCUCUGUUUAACCCAGGUAUGACAAUACCAAAAGGCACCGUUAGGAAAAUAUUCCAAUUUACAGUUCAGAGAACCUGUAUGAAACGAGUCUGUGUACUCUAAUACAGAGUGUGGCAUUAGUAAAAUAAGAAAAUCUACGGUUUCGUUUUGAUUUAAAUCUGUCUCCCUCCAUCCUCCGAUAGUACUAUUUCUAGGUCUACCUGUUGUCAAGGAGGCUCUGAGGAAGACACAUUUACACCAGCACAACCGUAGUUUCUCGAUAUACAUUAAAACUAUUUAUAUCGCAGUAUGGUUAGAACGCCCUCUAACGGGGAAUAAGUGAAAUGAAUUUCGACUUGAUUCAAGUUCUCUGUUUAACCCAGGUAUGACAAUACCAAAAGGCACCGUUAGAAAAAUAUUCCAAUUUACAGUUCAGAGAACCUGUAUGAAACGAGUCUGUGUACUCUAAUACACAUUAUGGCAUUAGUAAAAUAAGAAAAUCUACCUUAUAAAUUUGUCUUCCUCAGUGCCUCCUUGACAACAGGUAGACCUAGUAAUAGUAUGGAGGAUGGAGGGAGACAGAUUUAAAUCAAAACGAAACCGUAGAUUUUCUUAUCUUACUAAUGCCAUACUCUGUAUUAGAGUACACAGACUCGUUUCAUACAGAUUUUCUGAACUGCAAAUUGGAAUAUUUUCCUAACGGUGCCUUUUGGUAUUGUCAUACCUGGGUUAAACAGAGAACUUGAAUCGAAUCGAAAUUCAUUUCACUUAUUCCCCGUUAGAGGGCGUUCUAACCAUACUGCGAUAUAAAUAGUUUUAAUUUAUAUCGAGAAACUACGGUCGUGUUGGUGUAAAUUUGUUUUCCUCAGAGCCUCCUUGACAACAGGUAGACCUAGAAAUAGCGCUAUCGGGGGAUGGCAGGAGACAGAUUUAAAUCAAAAGGAAACCGUAGAUUUUCUUAUUUAAUAUUUUUUUAUUUUAAAUGAGCCUAGUAGACUAUUUACCAAUACUGAAAUAACAAGUAAACAAGAAAAAAACUUUUUAGAACAAAUAACUACAAAGGUCACAUACUUUGGCCAUGUAGAUGAACGAAAUGUAUUUGUUCUCUCUCCUAUGGCGCCACAGCUUAAGUCAAGCCCUGGUCUCCCCUAGCAACCCUUUCCUUGGCAGCUCUCCUCUAGUUUUCCUGUAAUUUUUUUUGUUGCCCACGUCUGUUACUAAUUUAUGAAAUCUAUCCAACAGUGUAUGUCCUUCAAUUUUGAGAUUUUCAGCUGGCAUGUUGUCAUACCGAGUGCUUUAACGGUAUCCAUUAUUUCCUGUCUUGUGGGUGGGUAUGUUAAUUCAUUACCCAGGUUCUGAUCUUUUGUUAUCUCGAAAUCCGCUACUGCAUGUGCUGUGUUUGUAUUUGCCUUGUUAUGGUCUAAGAGCUAGCAACGUUUUCGAGAAAAUAUUUUAAGACAGCUGAUUCCUUCAUAUAUUGUUCUCUAUGCUUCAUCGAACACCGUACCGGCCAUCUGGCUGCUGAUACAGGUUGCAUUCAUUACUGCCCAGCACACCUGUACAGGUAAAUACAAAAUCAGGGUGACUGAUUAGUGUGAUAAAGCUCAGUAGAUCCGCUAUAGUAAUAGAUAGCAAUAAAAGUUAAUAAAAAAAUGGAAGCCAACUUUGAGCUUCACAUUACAAAAUUAGUCAGAAUUUUACAGGGUGUUCGAUAACAUAGUGGCAGACCAAACUUGUGUGUUUUUUUUAAAUGGAACACCCCAUAUUUUAUUUUAUAUUCGAAAUGUUCUUAACUUCCCCAUCACAAAAAUAUAAAGGUUUGUUAUGUUAUACAGGGUAUUUACAAAGUUUUAACCAAUGUUCUACGAAAAUCGUAAUAAGUUCAGCUCCCUGUAUAAAUCAAAAUAAGCAAAAUAAGCAAAACAGCAAUGGUUUAUUGGUGCCAUAUUUUUUUGUUGAUUGUCAAAAUUUAUAAAAAUUGUUGAUAUUGCUAAUUUUCUUUAUAUCGGAUACAGGAUGACUCAAAACGCAAGUAAGUAUAUUAUUUUCUCAGUAAUUUUAAAUAGAACACCUUAAUUAAUAACUUGCUCCUCUGAAAAAUGAAAAUAUCUCGAAAACUAACAAAUUUAGGCAUAGGGAAUAUUUUAAAAAAAUUAAAGUACGGCAAUGAUACUUUUCGAUGGUGAUGUAAAAUACAGGGUGUUCCAUUUACAGUUUCUGAGAAUAGAAUGUACUUGCGUUUUUGACUCACCCUGUAUUCGAUAUAAGGAAAAUUAGCAAUAUUAACAAUUCUUAAAAAUCUUCACAAUCAACAAAAAAAUAUAGCACCAAUAAACCAUUGCUGUUGUGCUUAUUUUUAUUUAUACAGGGAGCUGAACUUGUUACGAUUUUCAUAAAAAAUUGGUUAUAACUUUGUAAAAGCCCUAUAUAACAUAACAAACCUUUAUAUUUUUGUGAUGGGGAAGUUAAGAGAAUUUCGAAUAUAAAAUAAAAUAAUAGGGUGUUCCAUUUAAAAAAAACAUAAGUUUGGUCUGCCACUAUAUGUUAUCGAACACCCUGUAACAUUCUAACUAAUUUCGUAAUGUAAAGCUGAAAGUUGGCUACAAUUUUUGAAGUUAUAAUUCUUUAGGUACGAGGGUGAAUUUUUACAUUCCCUGGCGCAUGCGCACACCGACAGUAUAUUGUUAGUUGCUAAAUUAUCCAAGUUAUGUGCAACUAAGGUUUGAAAAUAAUAUAUUAGUGUUUUUAGUAAAUAUAUUUAUUAUAAUUUUUGUGUCUUUGGAUUUGUUUUCCUUGGAGUAAGAUAAUAAGUAUUUUAAAUAUUUUUAUAUUUAAUACUUCACUUGAUCUGUUUGUCACUGUCGUUUGUAAUUACGUCCCAGAAGCCGUAAAAACAAAACCCUGAUGGGUUAUUGGUAGAGCAUUCGACUACAUAACGCGAAGGUCCCGGGUUCAAAUCCUGACACGGACGAUUGUUAUCCUUUUUUUAUUUUUGGUGUUGUUUUAAUAAAAAAUUUUUGAAAUUGGUAAUAUCAAAAUUAGUUUAUCAAUUAAAUAAACUUUUAAGUAUCUUUAUUUUGUUGAAAUCAUAUAAUAGAAGUAUAACUUCUUACGUGCGUACAAAGUACACACACAUUCUUUUUUGUUAUUAACUUUUAUUGCUAUAUAUUACUAUAGCGAAUUUACUGAGUUUUAUCACACUCAUCAAUCACCCUGUAUAUUGAAUUUAAAUUAUUUUAGGACGAAACAUUUUUUUGUCAUUACUUUUUAAACCACAGAAAUGUCUGGCAAUUAUAAUUCAUAUUUCUAAUAAUGUUUAAAAAGUAAUGACAAAAAAAAUUUUCGUCUUACAAUAAUUUUAAAUUCGAUAUAUUUACCUGUACAAGUGUGCUGCGCAGUAAUGAAGGCAACCUGUAUCAGUAGCCAGAUGGCCGGUACGGUGUUCGAGGAAGCAUAGGGAAUAAUAAGUAUAUUAAAGAACCAGUUGUCUUAAAAUAAUUUUUUUCCGACGUUGCAUUAUAAAUAAUACAUAAAUUCUCUUGGUCCAUUAGCAUACUCUUGAAAUAGUUUUUCAAGCCUGUUUUUAUUUGUUACUACAGUGUUAAUAGUGGAAGGUAAGAUUGUAGCUAUGAAAAAUCAAGAAUCUGUAAGGAUAUGUGCUUCUGGCUGUGAAGUAUAAAGUAAUGGUUACAUGUAAUAGAUGACCAAAUGUAUGUAUGCUUAAUAAUGUAGGAGAUCAUUCAUUUUAUAUUAUGUUUUGUUCAUUGGAGAAAUGGUUUGUUAAUAGCAACUUUAUAUAUUCAAAAUUUCUUAAAGGGCACAUCAAUGAUAAUGUUACGUUACGCUGCUGCUUUGAUUUAGGUGAAUUUUGAACAGUUUAAAGUCGUAUUUUGAAUAUAUUGAGAAUAUUUGAUUGCCAUAAUGCGUAAACAUAAUGAAGAGUAUUCUAGCAGAAGUUCCCGAGCAGAAUAAAAUAGUCACAUGUGAACAUUUUUUUUGACGUUUCGUCUUAUCAUCAAAAGCGAUUGUCUUCCUGACUUCGGCUGAUCGCCAACUGAGCAUGCAAAACGAAAGUUCUGGAUGAAAUAAUUCUACACUACAGUCUCCCAAGUAACUGUGGUCUGGAAUUAUUACUUUUAUUGUCUAGACAGUCUUUUGUGGAUUCUGCUCUAAAAAUCAUUGUCAUUCUGUUUAGUCUCUGGCGGCCUGUUGGCAAAAGUUGAAAAAAAAACUUUCGCAAAUAUUUAUCACUUUUCAUUGUUAUCUGAAUAGAAUCAAGAUCUGGACUAAUAUGACACACUAAAUUCUCUUAAGGGGGUAGGCGCAAAAUUUCGGCUCCAAUCCUUUUUAAAUGCAUUAAUUUUUUCGAAUCCUGAGAAAACUAAUAAAUAUUUUUGAAAAAUUUUUACGGAGACUGAAAGAUUACAUUAUUACCGAGGACCGAAAGUUUCUUAGAAUAAACAAACAGUUUCUUUUGAGUGAGAGAUAUUUGAAAUUAAAAAUCACACUAAAUUUUCUCUUUUUUUCACCCCUGUAACUUAUUAAAAUAAACAUAAAAGUUUUCAGGGACUUUCGGCCAUCGGUAAUAACGUAAUUUUCAGUCUGCGUUUAAAUUUUUCAAAAAUACUUAUUACAGUGGAACCCCGAUAAGUCGGCCCCCGAUAACCCGAAAGUCCGGCUAACCCGAACCGAUUUUUAUCAGACAAACAUUUCAACAAUAAAAAUGUAUUGCUGUUACAAAAUCUCGUGAACCUAAUUCAUUCAUUUGGUGACGUCAAUAUACAAACGAAACGAUUGAUGAAUCCGACAUUACUGAAAAUAUCAGGGUGCAGAUGGGACCCUGUCGCGCAAUUCGCAGCAAAUAAAAUAGUCGUAUGUUUUUGGCUUCAUUUUAUUUCGGUUAUACAUACGCAUUUUCAAGGUUCACGAGGUUUUGUACCAACUCUAUGUAAUAUAAUAUUUGAGACAUAAUGGAACCGGAUUGAACUACAUAUACCAUAGUAAAAAUGACUCAUGGCACACCACAUUCAUUGUCGAAAACAACAGGCACCUGUAUUAUCCUUUAUUUGAAACUAUCUUAGCAUUGUUUAGAAAAGACUAUUAAAAUUCUUUUUUUAACAAUGGUCUUAGUCAUCACUGUUAUUAAAUAACAUAACAUCAGAUACGGUAUUGUGUGUAGUUAAGUCGUGUUUUGUAAUCGUUCGUAAAUUUAUUCAGAUUUUAUGUUUGCAUGUCUUUUGUCUAUAAGGGCAACAAAACGUAAAAAUGUUGUAGUGACAAUGGAAAAGAAACUAGAAGCAUUAAGUAGAAUUGAUAAAGGUGAAUCUUGCAGCAAUAUAUUAUGGUGUCGGUACAUCUACAGCAUCGGAUUGGAAGAAAAAUAGAACUAAAAUCGAAGAAUUUUUUUUUCAAAAUGAUAACAAAAGACAGUUUGGACAAUCGGUGCAAAGCUAAUAAAGCUAAGAAUGAGACUUUUGACGACACUUUGUAUGUGUGGUUUUGUGUGGAAUGCGAACGUGGUUUACCAGUGUCUUUGUGACAAUUAUAACGGAGUUUAUCUGUAAGCAUACCAUAUUUUAUUAAUUUUUACCAUUUUCUCCGGCUAACCCGGAUUUUCGAUAACCCGGAUCGGCCGCGGUCCCAAUUAAUCCGAGUUAACGGGGUUCCACUGUACUUUUUUCAGGAGGAUUGGAAAAAAAUAUGAUGCCUUGAAAAAGCAUUGGAGCCAAAAUGUUGCCCCCCCUCUCCUAAGCGUUGUAGUGGUCACAAACUGCAUAAUGAGAUAUAGUUCUAACGCAAAUAUGCGUUUAUAAGCUGUGAUAUAGUAGAAUAACUAACAAAAAUAUUUAAGUUGUUUAAAACAUUUUAUAUUUCUUAAGUCUUAAGUAUUCACGUAUUUGUAUGCAUUGUAUAUAUUUUUUAAUUAUUGUUUUUAAAAACUGCCAGUCUGUAUACUAACUUGACUGCUGUUUUGAAUUAAUAAUUAGUUGUGAAUGUAUGUUAUAUUAUAAAAAAUUUAUUAUGAAUGUUCAAAAAUAAAUAUGAAAAUUAUAAAA